AUGCCCAAGCGGAACGAUGAUGCCUUGGAUGAACUCGAGAGUAAGUUCUCCUUGGAAAUCGAAAAAAUUUAGCAAUUUCAGGAAAUUUUGUAAUUCGAGUGAUCGAAAAGUUCUCAAAACAACGAUCCGACAAACUUGAGAACCAAUCUAAAGGUACAAUGCAUGAAAAAUUAUAAAAAUUGAAAUGUUCGCAGAUUUCGCAAGGUUUCUCGGAAUGAUCAAAACGGAAACGAUUAUGGGCGAACAGGACAGAAGAUAUGUGACACUGACAAGACUUGUGGUGAAAAAAAUCGAAAAUUCUAUUGUCAAGUCAACGCUUUUGCAGAAAAUUCUGGCGAAGAUGCCGGAAACAAUCAGGGAGUUUUUGCCACACAGCACCGUCUCGGCACUCGUCAAAAUGACCAAUUUCAACAUGACCAUUGACAUUGCGCUGAUCGGUUUGUCAAUUGGCCCGGAAAAUACUGCAAAUACCAAUUCCAGAGUACUUGGUGCGAACUGUCGAGCACUCCGAAAGGACCUACAUCAAAUUGCUCGACUUUUCAGAGAACAGCCGCGAAAUUUCAUGCAUGGCGAGUGAUUAUCAAUCGUUUGUUUUUAAAUCGAAUAAUGAAAUGUUUACAGAAUCUUGAAACUUAUAUCAAAAACGAGUACAUUCCAACGAUGGUGGAAGAAGUCGAGGUAUUCCGAAUACUUUGCAAAGUUCGUGAACACAUUCUAUUUCAGAAUGCCGAGUACUACGCCGCGUUUGCCGCCGGAAUAAUCUUCUUUAUUUUGGGAGCACGAAAGAAAGAGUUGAUCUCUAUCCAGGUUUCGGCUUCAGAUUCAAAAUUUGAAUCUUAAUAAGAAUAUGUUUAGGAUCUUCUCGCUUCGACUCUCCUACUGUGUUUGGAGGAUUGCAUUCAAGCGGAGAACGGCGGAUUCCCGUUACCGGCCGUCGACAUGUUCGUUCUCGCUUUCUUUCGAAGUCCCAAUAUUUCUUGUUUAGUUUUACUGUAAAAGCGUUCCGCGAGACAAUUUGCGAGUUUCGAGACCUCGACACGGACCGAAAUGGAGUGCUUUCCCCGCAGGAAUUGCUCCGUUUCAGAGGGUUCGUCCAGCCCUAUUUUCCACCGAAUUCAACAUUUAAAAUGCUUCAGUGGAUUGUUCAACGAAGUUUUCAUUGAAAGAAUCUUCCAAAUCUCGCAAACGUACGAAAACUGCAUCGAUUUUAAAGGAUUCGUCGAUCUCGUUUGUGCUGUCGAUUUCCGUCACGUCAGUUGAAAAGGUCCGAACGGAAAAUGAACGAAAGUGAUUUCAGACGCGCGCUUCGGCCAAAUACCACUUCGAAGCGUUCGAUUUGCAAGACGACGGACUGCUCGACGGCAAAGAAAUCAGAACGAUGGUGGGAGCGAAUCCUGGAGAUUCUCAUGCGAAUUCCUUUUGCAGACCAUCCUGCAGGCAUACGUGACGCAAACCGAAGAGCCGCUGAACUUCGAUCCUGACGUCAUCGACUGCGAAAUGAGGGAUCUUCUGCAGCUGACGAAGCCGAUCACCCCGAGCGAGUUCGCCGACUCCAAAAUCGGCCAUUUAUUCUCUGGAUUCGUCAGCAACUUCAGAGACAUGCAAAAGUACGAGGCACGCGAACAGUGA
Molecule: messenger RNA, 1629 nt
Organism: Caenorhabditis sp. 36 PRJEB53466
Lineage: Eukaryota; Metazoa; Nematoda; Chromadorea; Rhabditida; Rhabditidae
Source: the annotation of a GenBank genome assembly